Acanthoscelides obtectus is the source of this 233-nucleotide messenger RNA. The record is from the annotation of a GenBank genome assembly. Lineage: Eukaryota; Metazoa; Arthropoda; Insecta; Coleoptera; Chrysomelidae.
AUUCAUCCAGCUUUGAAAGUAUCAAGGCCGAAAUGUGCUACAGGUGGACGUAAGUGGAGAAGAUAUGGAAGUAACCGACCAUAAUACUGACAGUAUCAGUGUAGCAGAGACUCCCAGAUCUAAAAAGCCAUGGUCAUGUCGGCGAAAGACCAGUAAAUUAAGAAAAAGAAAAGCAUGUCUUCUGCUUCUUCGAAAUUGAAGAACUGGCUAUGAAGAAGUUAGAGCUGGUGAAU